UAGCGACGCGUAGAGAGCCGCGGAGGCCAGUGGGGGUGGCCGGCUCCGGAGCAGGGGAGAGUCAGGUCAGGGGGGCGAGGACGAGCGGGUGCUGCUUGCGCCACUUGGGUUCGGUCCGGGCCAGCCACCCAAAACCCAGAGGAAGUGUUGUGGACGGCGUGUCCCUCCUGGCCGGUGAGUCGGCCCGGGGUCGCGGCCGCUGGGUCGACCCCGAGUUUCACCUGGGCCCGCGCGGGUUGUGACAGGUGCGCGGACGAGCGCGGCGCUCCGCCCGCUCGCCGGUCCGCCCCCUCCGGGCCUCGCCCGCGGGGGCUCGGGAUGAGCUGCGGGCCGCAGCUGAGCGGCUCCCGCUCCUGGCGCCUGGCGCUGCCGUCGUCUCCUCCCAAGAGCGGCCGCCGCCCGUGAGGGAAAGAGGGAGGGAAGCGGCCGUUGACCCCGGGCAUGAGCCGGACGCGACAUCCGUUGCUGGAUUAAGGCGCCGACAUGAACCUGCACCAGGUGCUGACCGGGGCUGUGAACCCCGGCGACCACUGCUUCUCCGUGGGCAGCGUCGGCGACCAGCGCUUCACGGCUUAUGCAUCUGGAUGUGACAUUGUUAUACUGGGAAGUGAUUUUGAAAGACUGCAAAUAAUCCCAGGAGCUAAACAUGGAAAUAUUCAAGUAGGAUGUGUAGAUUGUUCAAUGCAACAAGGCAAGAUUGCAGCAUCCUAUGGAAAUGUUAUAUCUGUUUUUGAACCAGUUAGCCUACCGAAGCAAAAGAAAAAUUUGGAAUUAUAUAGUCAGUGGCAGAAAAGUGGCCAAUUUUUUCUGGACUCAAUAGCACACAAUAUAACUUGGGAUCCUGCAGGCAAUCGUCUUUUAACUGGUUCUAGCUGUUUGCAACUGUGGUCCAGUGCUAACUUGGAGAAAUCAGCUGAAGAUGAAAAUCCAGAUAAAACAGAUCUUAACUUUGGGGAUUGGAGAUGCAUUUGGCAUUGCAAAACUGCUUCCCAAGUUCAUUUAAUGAAGUUUUCACCAGAUGGCAAAUUUUUUGCCACUGCUGGGAAGGAUGACUGUCUUUUAAAGGUAUGGUAUAAUGUAGAAAACUGGCGGACAUCUGUUACCUCUCCAGAUAAAAGUUCAGAAAAACAAUCCCAAGGAGAAAUGGACUUUUCUUUUGUAUAUCUGGCCCAUCCUCGAGCUGUAAAUGGAUUUUCCUGGCGUAAAACAAGCAAAUAUAUGCCUAGGGCUUCUGUAUGUAAUGUACUGUUGACUUGCUGCAAAGAUAACAUAUGUCGUCUUUGGGUAGAGACAUUUUUACCAAAUGAUUGUUUGCUCUAUGGAGGUGACUGCAACCAUUGGACUGAACCAGUUAAUUUAACAAAUAACUUCAAGAGAAAUGCUUCCAGUAAAGAACGAGUUCAAAAUGCUUUAGAUGUAAAUCUGAAACAUUUUCGUAGAGGUCGGAGGAGAUCACUUGCACUUGUAGCACAUACUGGAUACCUGCCACAUCAGCAAGAUCCUCAUCACGUUCACAGGAACACUCCACUGCAUGCCAAUGCACUUUGCCACUUUCAUAUUGCAGCCAGCAUCAACCCAGCCACGGACAUCCCACUUCUUCCUUCUAUUACUCUGAGUCUAAGUGAAAAUGAAGAGAAGAGUGGACCUUUUGUGGUACACUGGCUAAACAAUAAAGAAUUGCAUUUUUCUUUGUCCAUGGAAGUCUUUUUACAACAACUUAGAAAAAGUUUUGAGCAACCAUCUUCUGAGAUGAGUGUAGAAGACUCUAAUCAGGCAGAUGUAAAACCUGAUGAAGAGAUUGAUGACGGUGUUGAUGAUCUGAAAAUAAAUCUUGAAAAGAAGGAAUUGGGCAGUGAUAAAUUGGUACCAAAUUCAAGUUCUGUACCAUUACCAUCAGCUGCCAUUGAUCAUCAGAUUGAAGUACUUCUGUCUGAAUGGAGUAAAAAUGCAGACAUGCUAUUCAGUAUUCAUCCCAUGGAUGGUUCUUUGCUAGUUUGGCACGUGGAUUGGCUGGAUGAAUACCAGCCUGGUAUGUUUCGUCAAGUACAGGUGUCCUUUGUUUCCAGAAUUCCUGUAGCUUUCCCCACAGGUGAUGCAAACUCUCUCUGUAAAAGCAUAGUGAUGUAUGCCUGUACCAAGAAUGUUGACUUGGCUAUUCAGCAAGGGAAACAAAAAACUUCCAGCCUGACAUGUUCCACGUCAAUGCUUAUAUCUUCUGGUCACAGUAAAUCAACUAAUAGUUUAAAAUGAAGCAUUUUUACCCCUAAUGUUAUGAUGAUUUCAAAGCAUGCUGAUGGCUCCCUGAAUCAACGGCUUGUCAGUUUUGCCGAGGAAUCUGCCUUUUCUACAGUUCUCAGUAUUUCCCACAAAUCCAGAUAUUGUGGUCAUCGCUUUCAUCUUAAUGAUUUAGCUUGUCACUCAGUAUUACCAUUAUUGCUGACAACGUCACACCAUAACGCAUUAAGGACACCAGAUGUUGAUAACCAAAAGGAACCUUAUGGUGCUGUGAAUAUUGAAGAAUGUUCUUUGGCACAACAGAAUAAAAGCACUAUUGACAUGGCCUUUCAGGAUCCCAAUGCAGUUUACAGUGAGCUUAUUCUUUGGAGAGUUGAUCCAGUUGGGCCAUUGUCUUUUUCUGGAGGUGUUUCUGAGCUUGCUCGGAUUAAUUCUCUUCAUGUUUCUGCAUUUUCCAAUGUGGCAUGGCUGCCCGCUCUUAUACCCAGUUAUUGUCUAGGUAAGGAUUCUGAUUUU
This is a messenger RNA of Mesoplodon densirostris (Blainville's beaked whale), 2751 nucleotides long. Its product is annotated as dmX-like protein 1. Lineage: Eukaryota; Metazoa; Chordata; Mammalia; Artiodactyla; Ziphiidae. Gene Ontology annotation, molecular function: protein binding. Gene Ontology annotation, cellular component: RAVE complex. The record is from RefSeq and is a predicted model, not a curated record. Gene Ontology annotation, biological process: vacuolar acidification.